AGAGUUUAAAGCUGUGAGGGCAGACUGAAUAGAGGGGAGACUGAGGCUGGGGUGGGGGCUCCGGGGUGAUGAGCAGGAGCAGCAGGAGAGAAGAAUUCUGGGCCAGAACCUUGGGACCCCCCCCCCCCCCAGUUAGGGGCAGUGAUCUGGAGCAUGAGCCUGCAGGGAUGGGUGAGAAGAGGGGGUGAGGGGAAGGACCCCCGGGGUCAUGCAGACCCAGAGGAAGGAGAUCCCUGUGGGAGGGGCCAGCAGGGGUCGAGGAGGAUGGGGAUGGAGAAAAGUCCAUCUCAUCUGGAGACUCAGAGACCGCAGGUCCUUUGGAGGGAGCAGUUUCAGUGGAAGGGUGAGGAGGGAGGAGCCCACUUGGCUUUUCCAAGACUUUGGUCAUCACCCUGGGCGGAAACUGGAGGCAUUCCCGGCUUAGUGUUUUAAGGUCGGGUGAGACCAGCGUGUCUGAAGGCAGUAGGGAAGGAACUAGAAAACUGUAAAAGGGAUGCUGGGGGAGGCGGGCUGCCGAAGGGCAUGGGGAGGGAGGUGCCAUCUGCCGGAGGGCCCGGUGGGAGGACUUGUCCCUUGUCAGAGACGGGAACCGAGGCAAGACUAGGAGAAGGUAGCAAGGGGUCAGAGACAAGGGCCAGGGAGCGCCCACCGCAAAGCCGCCAUUUUCUAAAUGGAGCCAGGAGGGAGCGUCCAUUUCCCAGAGGACGACACGGGGCAGACUGACUCCAAACCCAAGGUGCCCAGAGGAGUCGCCUCCAAGCUCUGAAGGCAAGACUCAAGUCCACGUGACCGCCAUUGACUCUGGUGGGGCCGGGGGAGGCGGUCAGCUUGGGCUCCAUCCUCCAGACACCCCCCAGAGUGGGGACCUGCGCGUGGCCUAGUCCAACCCCUCCUUUUAUAGAUGGCAGUCACUUCCCCCCACUCCUCCCCAAGGAAAACCCCGCCAAACCGGCCCACCCCGGGCGCCGCCUGGCUACAGCUUUCCCAUUCGUGGCCCUCCAUUGAGAAAGACACCCAUGGGUUACCGAGAAGGACACGGAACCAGAGGCGUCCGGCCGUGCCGGAUCCGAGGGCUGCCGAGCCUUUGCUCUGCCUUCCCCUGUGUCCCCCCCUGUAAAACGAGGGCGGUUGGCCCAGCGCAGGCCUAAAGCCCAUUCCAGCGCGAAGCCAAACUCUAUCAGCUGCUCCACGAAUGGGGGCGGGGCCUGCAGCCGAGGUUCCUUGGGCCGGAGAAAGGGGACCCGGGGCUGCGCGGGCUGCGCGGGCUGCGCGCUCGGAAGAUGCUUGGGAACGCACUGCGCAGACCCUCCUCACUCCCCUUCCCUCCCGCUAAUAACAACACGCAUGUGUGCGCUCGGGGCUGGGGCAGGCCGCCGUUUCUAUGGUUACGGAGCUCCCCCCCCCACCCACGCUGCCUCUCCGUGGUCCCGGAGGAUAGAUACGUUUUCUUAACGGUCUCCUCCGCUCCCGCCCAUUAGGCCGCGUCCACUUUAUGGGGGGGAGAGGUCUCCCCGAAAGAGGAAGGGGAAGGAGGCAGAUCCUCCCCAACUGGAGCCUGCAAGAUUAUAUUUGCAUGGAGGGGGCGGGGCGGCUCCAGAGGAAGGCUGUGAUUGGGUUAUGGUAAGCGAUGACUUCUCCCCGCCGGGGUCCGCCCCUCUGCUCCUGCCUGGUGGGAGGGGCGAGGAGUUGGACUGGAAGCUUGCUGAGGGCUUCCCACUGCAAAAAAGAAGCUCUUGUCGCGUAAAGUAAUCUCUGCCACCAUCCCUUCCUUUGGCAAAUGGGGAAACUGAGGCCCAUAGAGAGCAAAGACCAAAGCAGGCUCCUGUGCUGUUUUUUCCUGUCGGAAGUGAGCUGCAGGUUCAUUAGGAGCAUCUCAAACUCUUCUCCCAAGGCCUUGACCUGCUAAGGAAAAGUCUCUAGUCUUGGAGGGGACUUUGAUAAACAUUUGCUGAUUGAGCACUACAGGGAAGAACUUAAGGGAUGUGGGAGCUGAUGGCUCCCACGGUGGGUUCAGCCACAGAUCUGGAGCUAGAAAGGAGCUCGGAGGCCAACUCCCCCAUGGCACAGAUGCGCAAACUGAGCCAAAUUGGUCUGCUUGGAAGUCACAGAUGGGGCUCUUCCUGUCCAGCCCGGAGUAGGUACCCGAGGGACUCCAAGUGUGGAACAGAGCGCGGCUGUUUGCCAGCGUCUGCUCUCAGGAAACCGCUGCUGGAAUGCUAAAGGGUGACAGUUAGGGCUCUGCUUGGGCCCAUUAAAAAGGUCCCAUAAAGGUUCUCUGUGCCGGGCCGGCUCCCUGGGAGAGGAGGGGAAGGAUGUUGCAGAGCCCCAGACGGGAGGCCGAAGGGUUAAAGAGGAGGCACACAGUGGUCAGAAGCCGUCCUGCAGGGGCCGGGCGCCUCUGGGCAGUGUCCCAUGGCAGAGAGCCCCGUGCAGCCUCCCGGUGCAGGACGGAACCCGUGAACUCCGGAGCCCUCAGUCUCUGCUCCAGCUCCAUCCAUUCCCAGGGUCCCGAGGGUCCCCAGAGCAGUGCGAUGACCUUUCCCAAGGUCACAGGGAGCUGGAGAAGCAGGGAGGGAGGCAAGGGCCCUCUCCCUCUGUCUCCUUGGGCCGGAGCCCUAUCUGAGGAGGAAGUGCUCUUGCCUCACCAUUGUGGCUCUGCCCAAGUCCCACCCUGGCGGCUAAGAGCGCUGAAGAAUAGCUUGGCGAGCUAAGGAGCCCGGGGGCACUUUGGCUGGCACGGGCCCGCCCUAGCCAGACCCUUCCUGCCCCCAGACACAUGUGAGUCCCACAGGAAGAGGAUGGGGCGGGAGAGGUCCCCAGAAACCACGGCCACACCUCUGCUUUCUCUUGGCGGCUCAUUUUUGAUGCUACUGAUAGAGACUAAAUUCUGUUUUUCACGUUUGACUUGUCCCACUUCAGACUGCGUAGAGGGAGAGCUGCCGGGGCCGGAGAUGGGGGCCGCCCGGGUGCUCUGGGGGGGCCUGAGCUUGCUGCGGAUCGCCUGGUGUCUUCUCCCCCAGACCGGCUACCUGCAUCCCGAUGAGUUCUUCCAGUCGCCCGAAGUCAUGGCAGAGGACGUGCUGGGCCUGGAGGUGUACCGGCCCUGGGAGUUCCUCCCGGGCUCCCCUUGCCGGAGUGUGCUCUUCCCGCUGCUGACCGCCGGCUCGGUCUUCUGGCUGCUGGAGCUGGCGGAGCAGCUGGGCCUGUGGCCGGGCGCCGUCAGCGGCUACAGCCUCCUGGUGGGGCCCCGCCUGGUCUUCACGGCGCUCUCCUUCGGCCUGGACUGGGGCGUGUACCGGGCGGCCGCGCGCUGGGGGGCCGAGCCCUGGCGCGCGCUGCUGCUGCUGGCCGGCUCCCACGUCACCCUGGUCUUCCACACGCGGACCCUGGCCAACGCCGUGGAGGGCGUGCUCUUCAUGUGGCUGCUGGUGCUGGUGGCCCCGGGCGCCGACGGGAAGGCGAGCUCGCGGCGCGGGGGCCCCGGCUGGCUCCUGGGCGCGCUGCUGGCCGCGGGCUUCUUCAACCGGCCCACCUUCCUGGGCUUCGCGCUGCUGCCGCUGCUCUUCUGGGCCGGCGCCGGCGCGCUGCCCCCGAGCGCCAAGGCGCUGGGCCAGAGCGCGCUGGAGCUGCUCCCCGGGGCCACGCUGGUGGCCGGCCUCUUCGUGGCCGCCGACACGUGGUACUAUUCGUGGCGCCUGGGGCUGGGCCCCGGGCCGGUCCUGACGCCCGCCCACUUCCUCGGCUACAACCUGGACCCCCAGAACCUGGCGCGGCACGGCACGCACCUCCGCCUCACGCACCUGGCCGUCAACGGCGUCCUGCUCUUUGGGCUGCUGCACGUCUCGGCCGUGAUGAGCGCGUGGAAGGUGCUGAAGGAGAGCGUGGGCUCGCUGGCUCAGCUCCGGGCUCGCUGGGCGCGGGCCGCCGGCGGCCUCCCGGACAGGAGCACGGUCCUCCUGCUCUUCUACUUCGUCCCGCUGGCCCUGCUCUCCCUCUUCAGCCAUCAGGAGCCUCGGUUCCUGGUGCCCCUCCUGGGGCCCCUCACCCUGCUCAGCAGCCAGAAGGGCCGCCCCCUGGGCCCGUGGAGAGCCGCCGCGGUCAUUCUCUUCAACGGCCUCGGGGCCCUGUUCUUUGGCUGUCUGCAUCAAGGCGGCCUGGUCCCCUGCCUGUCCCACCUGGAGCGGAGCAUCCACUCCCCGGGGCUCAAGGGGCAGCCCUCCCACUACACCCUGCUCUUCACGCACACCUACAUGCCGCCCCGCUACCUCCUCCGCCUGCGCGGGCAGGAGCCGCCCGUGGAGGUCAUCGACCUGGGCGGGGCCGAGAGCGGGACCCUCUGCCAGACCCUGGAGCAGCUCACCAGCCAGCCCAUCUGCGACAGCGCCGGGGGCGAUCGGCUCUGCCGGAUCUUCGUGGUGACCCCCGGGACGGCCAGGGAGGCUGCGGCCGGCUGCCCCUUCUCCCUGAAGAACGAGACUCGGGUGUUUCCCCACGUGACUCUGGAGGACCCUCCCGGGCUCUCGGCUCUGCUGAGCAGCCGUUGGAAGGACUCCCUGGGCCUCUACAUCCUGGAAGUGGGCGAGCAGAAGGGGCAGUGACCCUUCCAGAAAGGGGGUGGGCCUGCCCACAUCUUGCCCUCCUCCCCUGCCCCACCCAAGUUCCUUCGUCUAAUAAAUGACGGGCGGAGUCCCCCGAGGGCGCACCGACAGACUGGACAACACCCUGGACAGCACCCGGGACCUGUAUGACCAAAGCGAGCGUCCCUCCCCGUCCCAGGCCAAACUAAGCCAAAGUCGAACUGAGUCGAACUGUGUCAGCCCGGCUCGUCCCCGGUUAUGGGCUGCAUCCCAGGCCCUCCCGUACCGUGGGAAUUUCCUGUCUGAGGAGACCCGGGCCACUUGAAGUCCCCUGAGGGGGCUUGAAGCUAUGUCACAGGAGGAAAAAUUGGAAGAAACUUAGAAUGUUGGGUCCGGACAAAGAUGGUGGGCAGGGGACAGUGGGAGGCUAAGGGAGAGGGUCUAAUGGGACCCGAUACUGUCUGGAUACAUUUGAAGGGCUUUCUUCAGUUGGGGAAGGGAGUGGGCCGGUAAGAUUUCAGCCCAGAAGCAUCCCUGGAUGGAAGAGGGGAAGGAGGGGCCUCAGUCCAGUUAGUUCUUAUUUUGCAAAUGAGGAAGCAAAUACCCAAAGGAGUCAAGUGAGUUGCCCAGUAAAACCUUUUUCUUAAUUAAUGGGUAGUGCCUGGUACAUAGUAAGUGCUUAAUAAAGGGGAUGUCCAUCCAUCUACCUGUCAUUCCUCUCUCCAUCCCAUCUUCCUGCCUGUUUCUACGUGCUAAGAUGGGGUGGACCACCCUGUGAAGCGUCACUGCCGAUGAAUUAUAACCAAUAGACUUGAGUUACAGACCCCAGGGGUCAUCUAAGUACUACAGCAUUCACCAUCCCCUUUACAAUAUCUUCAAUAAAGGGUUAUCCAACCUUGACCACCUCCAUGAUGGGGAUCUUACUACUUCAUCUGGAAGCCCAUUUUCCUGUUGGACUGUCAGAGCAGGGAAGCGGUUCCUUAGGGAGACCUUAACUCUCACCCUGGCUUAAUCUCCUGGGGCUAAGCAGCACAAGUGCACUCCCUUCUCCACAGGAAGCCCCUCCAAAUAUCUUAAUGAUGCUGAGAAGCCUUCCAUUCUUCAGGCCAGAAACAUCCAGUUCUUUCAAACCUUGCUUGACAUGAGUUGUAGACUGCUCCCCCUCCUCAGGAUGUCUAAGUGGGGUGCAGAUCCAACCAGAGGAUGGGUAGUGUAGAGGGAGUCGGGCUAAAUGAUCCCACAAUGAUCCCGUUUCCUUCCCUUAUGGAGACUGAGUGGAACUUUGCACCUGCCAGGCCGGUCCUUGUUUAUUCCUAGAUAGGAUCUGGACUUAUCUCUCAGCCAAAGUCCAUGGUCUCUCAGUCAAGGUCACCUGAGCUGAGCUGGCCUGAGCUAGGGGCCAGACAGUGGGGGGAAGCCCUAGUGCUGUGCUUGUUUGUGAGAAUUCUUCCUUCCUGAACAUGGACCAUACAUGGGUGUUUAUGUCAUGCAUGUUAUAUGCAUUAUUCAAAGCACUUUGGAUUUGUUCUCUUUAUUAUAUUCCUUAAUGCUUCUCUCCCCCAGUAAGACUGAAAGGAAGCUCGUGUUCUAUGUUCAUUAAAUGUGAAUUUACUUUUUUUGGAUUAUAA
This is a messenger RNA of Antechinus flavipes (yellow-footed antechinus), 6205 nucleotides long. It is a transcript of the gene PIGZ, whose product is annotated as phosphatidylinositol glycan anchor biosynthesis class Z. The record is from RefSeq and is a predicted model, not a curated record. Gene Ontology annotation, molecular function: alpha-1,2-mannosyltransferase activity. Gene Ontology annotation, cellular component: endoplasmic reticulum membrane. The coding region runs from base 2799 to 4598 and encodes 599 amino acids. The transcript has 2 exons. NCBI's taxonomy places the organism in Eukaryota, Metazoa, Chordata, Mammalia, Dasyuromorphia, Dasyuridae. Gene Ontology annotation, biological process: GPI anchor biosynthetic process.